This is a messenger RNA of Aptenodytes forsteri (emperor penguin), 856 nucleotides long. RefSeq lists its product as uncharacterized. The record is from RefSeq and is a predicted model, not a curated record. The transcript has 5 exons. The coding region runs from base 104 to 742 and encodes 212 amino acids. NCBI's taxonomy places the organism in Eukaryota, Metazoa, Chordata, Aves, Sphenisciformes, Spheniscidae.
CAGAGCAAGUUAGCUUCCUCUGCAACAGAGAAUUUCUCAGCGAUAAAGAAGCUCUGGGAUACAUUUUUUUUCGUCUAUGCCCUAAAAUACUUUCUGCUUCAGGAUGGGGGGUUUUCCAGCCUUGCUGUUCUUGCUGACACUACCAGGGGAAAAUUGGAAUCGGGAUGCAGAUUUAGACACCAUUUCAUUUCCCACUAAGAAGGGGGAUGUUGCCAACCCCACAGAUGACAGCAAUAAGGAUCAGAGGACCCUCUAUGCUCUCAUGGUGCUGAGUUCCUUCCUGCCUACAACUGCUCUGAUUGCUACUGUUAUACUCCUCGUCACCACUUAUAUCAGAAGGAAAAAGGCAGGAAAAGAGAGGGACUUUGGCAGACAUCCUUCUUUCAGCCAAGCAGCACUGCAGAAGGACAGAAGAAACAAAGCAAUUAGAAUGCCAGAUGGGGAACUGAAUUAUAGUACAAUAUAUGCUGUCAUAAGGCACCAACCUCAGACAAAGCCUGAAGAUGUUAUAUACGUCAACAUACAGCCUUCACCAGAAGUUUUAUUCCACGCUCAAGAACCACCAGACAAUUCAGUUUCCUCAGGGUCUGUGGAAUAUGGUACUGUUAUCUUCAGAGCCGCAACUCCACAUUCUGGAACUGAAAAGAGAAAAAAACCAGGUCCACCUAAACAAAGCAGCACAAAGCCUUGGGCUUAUUCACAGAAUUUUGCUGAACUGCACUUAGAAACAAUCCAUUUAUAACCAGUUGCUGAAGCUGGAUACAUAUGGGGUGCGAGGCAGAAAGCAACUGAAAGGAUGAGGCACAUGGAUGCACAAACCUUCCCUGAAAAACUAACUGCACUUUUCUAAUAGUAC